AUGAUGAUGAGGCAGAUGAUGGAGAUUCUGGGUUUCUUCAUGAAACUGUAUAAAGUUUCAUUACAAACCCCAAUGGACAACAGCAACACUUUUAGUUCUCUGGAUAAUGUCAUGACUAACCAAAGUCCUCUACUCAUGGAUUUGAUACCUUCAAGAGAAGAUUCCACUCCGUUUUCAACAAUGCUUCCAUGGAAUCCCAUCAGAUCAGAUCCUCUACAAAUGGGUGGCUUUGAUAUCUUCAAUUCUCUCCUCACUAACAAGUACUUAUCUUCUACUUCAAGAUCUAUAGAUGUUCAAGAAACCCGCAAUAUCGAAAGCUUUGAGCUCAUGUCUCUUCCUCCUCCUCCACUUCAUCCUCUUGAUCAUAUAAGACCCUAUGAUGAUUCCUCAAACAACAUGUGGAGUUUUGGAGAUAACAGUGAAUAUCAACCAUAUUCAUGUGUGGAAGGUGCUGUUGGUCCAAGUGAACCAGUAAUGUCUACAUUUGGUGAAGAAGAUUUCCCGUUUCUGAUUUCAAACAAAAGAAACGAGCUUUCACUGAGCCUUGCCACAGAUGUUUCUGAUGAAUGCUCGGAGAUCAGCCUUUGUGCUGCUACCAAAUCUACUAGAAUAGCCUCAGAGCAAGCCUCUUGCAGCAGCAAAGACAUUUCUACUAAUGUCUCUCAAGUUAUAUUUGGCUCAAAGUAUCUUCAAUCUGUUCAAGAGAUACUAUCUCAUUUUGCCACAUACUCGCUCGAUGGCUUGGAGAAUACUCCUCAACGCUAUUAUUCAUCUCGAGGAACCGAGUCAGGGGCUGCUAACUCCUCUUUUGAGAAUCUAACCGAGUUUCUUGAUGGCACGGAUCCAGGAUCCGCAUUGCAAAGAAGAGCAUUAGAAACAAAGAAAGCUCAUCUCUUGGACCUUCUACAAAUGGUGGAUGAUCGAUACAGUCAUUGCGUAGACGAGAUUCAUACGGUUGUAUCAGCAUUCCACGCAGCAACGGAGCUAGAUCCGCAGGUACACACCCGAUUCGCACUCCAGACCAUUUCCUUCUUAUACAGGAACCUGAGAGAGAGAAUCAGCAAGAAGAUACUUGCGAUGGGAUCGGUUUUAGAGAGAGGCAAAGGCAAGUCUCAAGAGAACUCAAUGUUCCACCAGCAAUGCCUUCUUCAGCAGCUGAAACGUAAGAACCAUCAGAUUUGGAGACCGCAACGAGGUUUGCCCGAGAAAUCAGUAUCGGUUCUACGGACUUGGAUGUUCCAAAACUUUCUUCACCCUUACCCAAAAGAUUCGGAGAAACACCUUCUUGCUAUACGAAGUGGGUUGACAAGAAGUCAAGUAUCAAACUGGUUUAUAAAUGCGCGGGUUAGGCUAUGGAAGCCGAUGAUAGAAGACAUGUACGCCGAAAUGAACAAGAGGAAGCUGAGCAAUACUCACCUUCAAGGCAACGGAGCAAGUCUUAGGAUGCCAAAGUCCGUUAUGAUGAGCCAAGAAAAGGAAAAACCACUCGGAGAUAUAUCUCAGGAAAAUCGACGGCGAAUGGAGGAAGACAGAGCGGUCGUGAUCGGAGGUGGAGCGUCUCGGUACGCCCUGAAACAGGCGCGUAUAAACAGCGAGGACAUACUCAUAUGCGUCGAUGUUGAUGCGGAAUCAACGGUUGAGAUGAAGACAACGGGGACUAACGGGAGGCCUUUGAUAAGGAUGGAGUGCGUCAAGCAAGCCAUUAUUCUCUUCAUUCACAACAAGCUCUCCAUCAAUCCAGAUCAUCGCUUUGCUUUCGCUACUCUCUCCAAAUCAGCCGCUUGGCUGAAAAAGGAUUUCACCAGCGAUGCCGAAUCUGCUGUUGCUUCUCUGAGAGGAUUGUCAGCUACUAAAUCCUCUGGUCGAGCGGAUCUCACACUUCUGUUCCGUGCAGCGGCUCAACAAGCCAAAACUUCCAGAGCACAAAACCGAAUUUUGAGGGUGAUUCUCAUAUACUGCAGGUCAUCCGUGAGACCAACCCAUGAUUGGCCCAUGAACCAGAAGCACUUCACUUUGGAUGUUAUGUACCUUCACGACAAACCGAGUCCUGAUAACUGUCCUCAAGAUGUGUAUGACUCUCUUGUUGAUGCGGUAGAACAUGUUUCGGAGUAUGAAGGUUACAUCUUUGAGAGCGGUCAAGGGCUUGUGCGGUCUGUUUUCAAGCCCAUGUCCAUACUGUUAUCGCAUCCUCAGCAAAGAUGUGCUCAAGAUGAUCUCGAUUUCCCCAAGUCUCUUGCAAAGAAGGUGCCUGUGCUUGAGGUAGCAAGUGCGGAAGAUCAUUUCAGUGGGAGCAAUACUCAGACCAUAAGCCAUUGA
Molecule: messenger RNA, 2316 nt
Organism: Thlaspi arvense
Lineage: Eukaryota; Viridiplantae; Streptophyta; Magnoliopsida; Brassicales; Brassicaceae
Source: the annotation of a GenBank genome assembly